Messenger RNA from Dicrocoelium dendriticum, 1045 nucleotides. The record is from the annotation of a GenBank genome assembly. NCBI's taxonomy places the organism in Eukaryota, Metazoa, Platyhelminthes, Trematoda, Plagiorchiida, Dicrocoeliidae.
AGCUCAAAGAUCCUUGCUUCAUGUCUAUUGGAGAUGCACUACCUGGCAACGUGGCAUGUGCUGUACGAUACGGAAAUUUGUGCAUACCGGAUAUGAAUGCGUCUCGGUAUGCUUGCAAAUGCAACACCCACUACAGUAAAAUGCCCAAGACCACUCUACCGCGAGGUAGACUGCUAGACAAUUGUUUGCGUGCAUUGGACCCGUGUGCAAUUAAGGCGUGUAGCCAUGGGACUUGUGUCUUGUCCGAUGUUGGUGUGACACUAGAAGUCAAAGGCAAGCAGCAACGUGAGCCAUUCACCUGGCUAGGCCGAGUGCCUGCAAUUAGGGCACGUUGUUUGUGUAAUGCAGGUUGGACAGGAGACACCUGCAGUCACCCGCUGGUGCUAAAUGCUUGGACCCCGUGGUCACCUUGGUCUCACUGUGAACCGGCUUGCCAGUCCUCCAUCAGGGAGUUACCGCCCACUGCUGUAGGUGAAAUGGUCCCCGCCGGAGAGAGCACACCCAGAUGGGGUGUUCGUCAACGCACCCGAUAUCGCGAUUGCAUAGGUUACUCUUCCGAUUGUCGCCAGGAAAUGAUGGAACGCUCUGCGGACAUGGGCCUAAGCAUUGAAGAUGGAGAAACGUGGAGGCAGUACGAGAGACGUGCAUGUCGUCCGAGACCUUGUGAUCGUCACUUAUAUUUGGCCAUAGGAAAGAGAGCCGUAAGACGGUCACGCAUUCAGAAGCAAGUGCGCGAAACGUUGAAGCAAGCCCACACGGUGCAUGUAUGGACUGUGUUGGCGUUCACUUUUCUCUUCGCUAUUUUCGGAUUCUUCGCAGCAUUUGCGGUCAAAAUCCAAAGUGAACGAGCAUACGAGGAACCGCUGAUGGAGAAUCGACAGGACCAUUCGUUAGUGCUUUAGGCCGAUGGAAGUGUCUGGGUACUUUCCUACACAUUGUCGUAUUGUCAUGGCUUUCAUCAACUGCUCACGAUACUAAUAGUUUGACAAAUCUGGUUGGCCGGUCUGUUAAAUGUCAAUAAAUUUUGCAUUUUUCUAUCCUGGGA